Messenger RNA from Stegastes partitus (bicolor damselfish), 1461 nucleotides. RefSeq names its product ribulose-5-phosphate-3-epimerase (gene rpe). Lineage: Eukaryota; Metazoa; Chordata; Actinopteri; Pomacentridae. The record is from RefSeq and is a predicted model, not a curated record. The transcript has 6 exons. Gene Ontology annotation, biological process: pentose-phosphate shunt; carbohydrate metabolic process. Gene Ontology annotation, molecular function: D-ribulose-phosphate 3-epimerase activity. Bases 61 to 747 code for a protein of 228 amino acids.
UGGCGACCUUUACGUGUUUUAGCUGCCAGGCUUCAUGCUUACAGCACCAGGAGUACCAGCAUGGCUUACAGUGCGAAGAUCGGUCCGUCCAUCCUGAGCAGCGACCUGUCCUGUCUGGGCAGCGAGUGUGUGCGGAUGAUGGAGUGCGGCUCAGAUUAUCUGCACCUGGACGUCAUGGACGGGCACUUUGUACCCAACAUCACAUUUGGUCAUCCCAUGGUGGAGUGCUUGAGGAAGUCAGUAGGCCAAGAGCCUUUCUUUGACAUGCACAUGAUGGUGUCUCGGCCGGAGCAGUGGGUGAAGCCGAUGGCAGCAGCAGGAGCCAACCAGUACACCUUCCACUUAGAGGCCACCACCAACCCCGGGAACCUCAUCAAAGAGAUAAAAGAGAGCGGCAUGAAGGUGGGUUUGGCCAUAAAGCCCGGCACCACGGUGGAGGAGCUCGCCCCCUGGGCUAAUCAGAUCGACAUGGCUCUGGUCAUGACUGUUGAACCUGGCUUUGGAGGCCAGAAAUUCAUGGAGGAUAUGAUGCCAAAGGUGAGCUGGCUGCGGAGUCAGUUCCCUUCAUUAGACAUCGAGGUAGACGGAGGGGUCGGCCCGGACACCAUUCACAAGUGUGCAGAGGCCGGGGCCAACAUGAUCGUGUCCGGCAGCGCCGUGAUAGGCAGCGACGACCCUCGUUCCGUCAUCGCUCUCCUGCGCACCGUGGUGGCCGAAGCAAUCCAGAAACGCUCGCUGGACCGCUGAGCUUGUCCCGUUGAUGGACGACCCCUCUACCUGCCCGUCCCAGCAACCACACCACAGCAGCAGUAGUGGCCAGUGGAGACGACUCAAUACGGACAUUUCUGGGCUAGAGGUCGAGGGUCACCGUCCGAGCAGGGAGGGCUUCGGUUGGAAGCGCGAGCUGACGGCCAAAUUCAAAUCACUUUGAUGUGAGUGAAGCUGCAUUGUGCCUCUACAACACUGAACUUCAUCCUCUGCUGCCACUGUCUCCUUUCCGAACAGUUUACUUAAAACGAGUCUCAUCUCAGCACGGGAACAGCGAUUCCCGUCAGGACCGGAGCUAAGGUCGCCCUGAUAAACUCUGUAAACAUUCCUGAAUAUUGUUUUGACUGUACAUUUGAGUCUAUAAAUCAUUUCUCAAAAUACGACCCGAGAAGCACUUUGUUUAGCACAGCUUUGGUUUUGCGAGUUAUUUUUUUUUUUUAACUUCUAUCUCAAAUCAUCUUUCAUAGAUCCAAAAAAAAAACUAUUUUGGCUCAAUCACUAUUUUGUUGAAGUCCCAAGCUACUCUCUGUACUACUGAGCAAAGAUACUGUACUCUACUACUAAAUUCCACGAGAUUUGGUUUUGCAGAUUAAAAGGCCUCAAGUGAAGUGAAAUGUGUGUUCUUUGCACUUUGAACUAGAAUGUGGUUCAUAUCCGCCAACAAAGAAAAUAAAGAAGUAAACUUUGUGAAAA